Molecule: messenger RNA, 2060 nt
Organism: Phragmites australis (common reed)
Lineage: Eukaryota; Viridiplantae; Streptophyta; Magnoliopsida; Poales; Poaceae
Exons: 1
Coding region: 69-1727 (552 amino acids)
Biological process (GO): sesquiterpene biosynthetic process
Molecular function (GO): cyclase activity
Source: RefSeq, a predicted model, not a curated record
UCAACAAAAAGGACAGAAAAAGAUGCCUGGAUGCUUCUCCAUCUUCUUGGUAUAGCACAUCCGUCGCCAUGGUCCUUGCCGGCAAUGACGACAAUGCACCAACCACCGCGAUGCUCGUCAGCUACCGAGCCUCCACGCCAUCGCUCGCCGACCACCUCGUCGAAAAGCCGCGACAGCGCGUGCACUGCCUCGGGGAACUCCCCUUAUGGCGACGAAAAACCGGCGACGGCCAGCCUGCAGGACACGUCACCCGCACCGUGGACUGGAGCUCUGUCCUCCGGACGUGCAAGGAGUGGCUCAAGAACCCCAUGAACAUCGCGCUGCUGCUCUGGCUCCUCUGCGUCGCCGUCUCCGGCGGCAUGCUCGUCCUCCUCCUCCUUGGCCUCCUCGACGGGGUCUUCCCCGCGCCGGCGGCCAGGAACCGCUUGAUCGAGAUCAACAAUCAGCUGCUCAACGCGCUCUUUACGCUCAUGAGCCUCUACCAGCACCCCGCGCUCUGCCACCACCUCUUCCUCCUCUGCCGCUGGCGCCCCCACGACGCCGCCGAACUACGUGCCGCCUACUGCAAGGAUGGUGCCGCCGCCGCGCCGCGCCCCGGGGAGCGCGCGCACAUGUCCGUCGUGGUGGCGCUGCUCCACCUCACCGCCGCGUGCCAGUACGUCCUCUGCGGCCUCUACUGGGGAUACACCAAGAGCACCCGCCCCGAGCUCGCCGAGGACGGCUUCUUCGUGCUCGGCGUGGCCGCACCGGUCGUCGCCGCCGUGUACACCGUGUGCAGUCCGCUGGGAAAGGCCGGCAAGUGCGAGCUCGCCUGCUCCGACGCCACGGGCUUGAAGACAAAACAGCUCCCUACCCCAAUUGGGCGCGUCGUCGUCGAGCCGGAGUGGGCCGGCGGCAUGUUCGACUGCACUGGCGACGCGGCCACGGGGUGUCUCUCCCUCUCCUGUACCUUCUGCGUCUUCGGGUGGAACAUGGAGAGGCUGGGCUUGGGCAACAGGUACGUGCACGCCGUCACGUUCGUGCUGCUCUGCUUCGCGCCCCUUUGGGUGUUCGGCAUCUCGGCGCUCCACAUCCACAACUACAUCAUCGGCGACGUGGUCGGCGGCGCCGGCUUGCUGCUUUGCGCGUGCGGCCUGCUGUACGGUGGGUACUGGAGGAUUCAGAUGAGGAAAAGGUUUGGGCUCCCAGGGAGCAGGGCGUGCUGCGGGUCCAAGUCGCUGACGGACUACGCGCGGUGGCUCUUCUGCUGGCCAUGCGCGCUGGCGCAGGAGGUGCGCACGGCAAGCCUCUACCACGUCGACGGCGAGAGCUUCUACACCAAGGUUGUGGACGAUGAUCAUGAGGAGAGGCAGCCGUUGCUAGUGUCCAAUCAUCACGACGUUUUCAGAGCACCUGAGACAGUCGUUGCAGUGUCAGAAGGGACAUCGACUAAUCAUCUGGUUGUUGUUCAUGGUGAAAUGAUGGUCCCGCCAAAUGUUCAGGUUGUUGCGGUGAAAGUUGAAGAUGAUAAAUCUGACGAAUGCACUGUUGUUCACGGUGAGAUGGUCGAUCCGGCUAAUCCGAUGUCGGCGUCUGUGAGGGAGGAAGAUGAAUCUUUGGUGGAAGAUGCUGAUCAUAGUAUAUCUUCUGAUGGAAGUUGGAGGGUGGAGAAGGUGAAGAAACUGAUCAACAUGGUCACUCUGCUGUCACUGCUCAUUCUUUUGUACACUAGGGGAUUUAUACAUUAAAGAGGCAGAGGACAUUGGACAUGCAUAUAUAGAGGAUACGCCGUAGGCGCCAUAGAUAGAUUGGAUCAUUCAUCUUUCUCCAUUUUUGUUGGUGCAAAUAGGAAGUCGAUUAUCUGGAGCUUGUGGGUGUAUAUACAGACACAUAUACUUGUCACAUAGGUGUACACGAUUUAGAAGGAAUUGUACAUUUGUAAUUCGGCGAUUUCUAAUGAGAAAUAGCAAAGCCUAACUGCAAAUUUGGGAAAAGUAUUUCCUUCUAAAAAAUUUGGAAAAAAGUAAAGGCAUUUUACUACUUUUUUUCUGUCUGUUUCAGUUUAGUCAGUGUAUGUGUGU